Messenger RNA from Nematolebias whitei (Rio pearlfish), 1425 nucleotides. RefSeq names its product CUB and zona pellucida-like domain-containing protein 1. The coding region runs from base 1 to 1425 and encodes 474 amino acids. The record is from RefSeq and is a predicted model, not a curated record. NCBI's taxonomy places the organism in Eukaryota, Metazoa, Chordata, Actinopteri, Cyprinodontiformes, Rivulidae. The transcript has 9 exons.
AUGAAUCCUACUCCACUCAGUCAACUACCACUGCAGUUUUCUUUCCUUGUGGACCCCCCUGCUCUCUCAUGUCAGGAGGGCGCCUAUCUGCCGAGAUUAGUGUCUCCAACACCUGUAAAUGGACAACACAUCACUGCAGAGGUUCACAAAGAGGUGGAGAUCAGAGUGAAAGCAGAAGCCACAAUUUCAUCAAUCCAAAACAUCAUCAUGAGUGGGCCAACAAAUAUCACCAAACACAGAACUACCAAUGAAGAGUUUGUCCUUAAGUGGACACCUACAGCAGAUGACCUGGGAGAUCAUUACUCGGUCUGCUUUGCUGUGGAAGCUGCAGUCGGGUCCUCCAUAUAUCAGUCUGAAAUGAGGUGCGUUGUAAUGGACGUAAAGAAGGAACAAAUUAAGGCCACAGUGACUUGCACUGAAUCCAUAAUGAAAGUAGAGAUUGACAGGUCUUCCUUCUUUGGGCUUAAUGAGGAUCAUCUUUGCCUCAGUGACCCCACCAACACCAUUUGCAACCUUAGGAGACACUCCAACAACACUCACUUGGUUGCCAUCAUCCCCCUCAAUGCUUGUGGCACUCAGAUUGAGGAAGAUGACGAUUAUCUCAUUUUCAAAAAUGAGAUCACAUCAGUGGAUGAAACCCCAAAUGAACUGAUCACCAGGAAGCACCUGGUAGAAGCCCGGUUCUACUGCCAGUACCAGAAGCGUGGGAAUGUGACCCUGGGCUUCACGGCACACAGAAAGAAUGUCACAGUGUGGGAAAAAGGCUUCGGCACGUUCACCUAUCAGUUUGAGUUCUACUCAGACAAUCAGUUCAGAACCAUGAUCAGUCCAAACUCCUACCCUCUGGACUAUGACAUCGGAGAGAGGAUUUACAUGCAGUUAGACGCCAGCGAUUCAGUCAACAACACCGAGAUGUUUGUGGAGUCCUGCAGAGCUGCACCAUACGAUAACCCCAACUAUCACCCAACCUAUUCCAUUAUUGAGAACGGUUGCAAAGUUGACCCGACUGUUCAGAUCCACUCUUCUUCCAACAAGCGACAGUUCAAGUUCAGCAUGGAGGCCUUUAAAUUCAUCGGCCUACACGACCAGGUGUACAUCAGCUGCACAGUCAUGAUGUGUGAAGCAGGCAACUCUAACACCAGGUGCUCUCAGGGAUGCACAAACUCCACUUGGUCCAGCGGUCACAGCAACCGCUGGAAGAGAGAAGCUCUCAUUCAGAGUGGAAAGCACUUCAUUUCCCAGGGUCCUCUGAGGCUGAAGCGGUCGGCUGAUGCCAGAGAUGUCUCAGUGGUCAACCUGAAUCUGAACACGGCGUUCAUUGCUGGAUGUCUCCUGGCUGCUGUUGGCAUGAUCUGUGGUGCGCUCGUCUACAAAAACAAAAUGUCCAAGGUCAAAUACCAACCUCUGCCCUCGGAUAACAAUUAA